CGCCAGGUUUGUAUUCUGCUUUUUUUCAAGUGACCGGGUUUUUUUUGCAAGGGCAAAAUCGUUGCCACCGUUGCAUCGCUUGCCAUAUCUCGAGGAACCGUGUGAUCUUGGUGGAGAGACGAUUGUCGGCAUCAUUGUGACAAAUUCGGUCGAGUUUAACUUGAGAAAUUUAAAGUGCUUUUGCUUCGUAAAAAAUAAAACCGCUAAGAUGUCGACCGUAGCAUUGUCUUCCUUUGCCAAGGAAAAGAUAUGGUAUGAUAAGCCGUCAUAUGACAAGGCGGAACGACAAUACUUUGAAAGAAUGGCCAAGCUUGGAACAUGUUGCAAGGUGGAGACUCGUAAGAUUAUAGGAGACUGUACACUUAAGUCUGACAAUUCUGUAACUGAUAAGUGCCAAGAUCUAAUCAAUACUAACACGUUAAAGUCUAAGACUGAAAAAUCGAAAGAUAACAAGCUGACUCUUGAGAGCGAGUCAAACGAAUCGAGUAAAAAACGUUCUAAGUGCCAAGGGAAAAACGCGAAGAUCAACAAAGAAGUUGCUGACGUAUGCAACAUGCAACAUAAAGAUAAUAUUAAGACGACUGAAAAAUCCGAUGGUUCGAAAGAUAACGCGAAAGAAAAGGACGGCGUUUUUUCGAGCGAUAAGUCGAAAAAAUAUAACGCGAAAGAAGCAAAAGAGAAAAAAAACAAAGAAGAUACGAAAAAUAAAAAUAGGGACAGCGAAGGAAGCGUUAAUGGAAAAAAUAAAGAAAAUGUGAUAUCGUUUGCAAGAAACAAAGAACAGAUAAUGGAUCAGGGAACUCAACAGUCCAACACUAGUCCAAUUUUACCUGUUGUUGGAAGUUUAGCCAAUGAGGUCGCCAAGGCUCGUCAGCAUAUUAAACAAUCCUUACAGUGUAUGGACGAUAUUGCAGUGCUUGCUCAUAAUGCUGAUCAGGAUGUCACACCUCGUAUUGUCCAACUUGAGAAGGAAAACCAGGAUCUGCGAAAUCUCGUUCAAGGUCUGAAACGUUCUCUUGAAAAGUUGAAGAAACAUGUAAAGAAUCUCGAAUCAUUGGAAGAUCGUAUAGACGUUAUCGAAAGACGUAUACCAUACUCAGCAGUAAAUAGCUGUCCUGCUGAUCCAUUAAAUGAGGAAGAUUUCAAACAAGGGAAGGAGAGUAGGCUAAAGGAUAGUGAUGAUGACGAUCUUGAUUUAUUUGGGUCAGAUUCAGAGGGAGAGGACGCGGAAGCAGCUAAGAUAAGGGAAGAACGACUUGCCGCGUACGCAGCUAAAAAAUCCAAAAAACCUGCUGUAAUUGCAAAAUCAAGUAUUAUUUUGGAUGUAAAGCCGUGGGAUGACGAGACAAAUAUGGAGGAAAUGGAAGCUGCAGUUAGAAAGAUCGAGAUCGAUGGUCUUCUAUGGGGUGCAUCAAAACUCGUGCCGCUCGCCUUUGGAAUUCACAAGCUUCAAAUUUCUUGUGUCGUAGAAGACGAGAAAGUAUCGGUAGAUUGGUUAACAGAGCAGAUCCAAGAUCUCGAAAAGUAUGUGCAAAGUGUAGAUAUCGCUGCUUUUAACAAGGUGUAAACAUAAAGUUAAAUAAGAUUAAUUAGACAAAGCACGAUAUAGUGAAAAAUAAAUAUGUGGAUCUGUGCGCUA
This is a messenger RNA of Pseudomyrmex gracilis, 1639 nucleotides long. RefSeq names its product probable elongation factor 1-delta (gene eEF1delta). The record is from RefSeq and is a predicted model, not a curated record. Bases 209 to 1567 code for a protein of 452 amino acids. Gene Ontology annotation, cellular component: eukaryotic translation elongation factor 1 complex; cytosol. NCBI's taxonomy places the organism in Eukaryota, Metazoa, Arthropoda, Insecta, Hymenoptera, Formicidae. Gene Ontology annotation, biological process: translational elongation; double-strand break repair via nonhomologous end joining; protection from non-homologous end joining at telomere. The transcript is spliced from 9 exons. Gene Ontology annotation, molecular function: damaged DNA binding; 5'-3' DNA exonuclease activity; translation elongation factor activity.